Arthroderma uncinatum is the source of this 654-nucleotide messenger RNA. RefSeq lists its product as uncharacterized. NCBI's taxonomy places the organism in Eukaryota, Fungi, Ascomycota, Eurotiomycetes, Onygenales, Arthrodermataceae. The coding region runs from base 1 to 654 and encodes 217 amino acids. The transcript has a single exon. The record is from RefSeq and is a predicted model, not a curated record.
AUGAUUGAGAAAAUGUUAGUUAGGGCGGCGUGGGUAGAAGAGGGCAACGCUCGCGCAAAUCCUGAAUUGAACUUCGCACCUAGCCUUAGACAUGGUGUUGAACGAGUUCUUGAAAUGUUCAAUGAGCCCCCAUUAGGGCAUCUCUCAAAGGCAGAGCUCGAGUGUGAAUUCAAUGACCCUUCUCGGAAUCUUAGCUCCCAGACCACUCAGAGACUGGUCUUUACCCUGUUGAAAGCCCAUGUCCUUGCACUCACCGAAUCUGACCACCCCUGCUCUAUACCAUCCAUCAACUCUCUUCUGGACUUGGAAGAAAUUUUGGCUUCUAAGAAUGAAGACCCGUCCGUUGGUCUUUUAAGCUUACUCCGCCAGGGCGGCACUCUUGUGAGGACCCUACAAAGUACAGUGGGUAAAAGACGUCUUUUCGUGACAAAGGAACGCUUCCUCGGCCUAGGCCCUGCUGGCAUGGAGGAAGAAGACGACAUCUGGGUUCUACCAGGUGCUGGUGCAGCCUUUGUAUUGAGGAAAAUGGUAAGUGGCGCAGCUGAAGGCCAUCCCAAGUACAAAUUCAUCGGCGAGGCGUACAUACAUGGUGUUAUGGACGGUGAAGCGGCGGAGGGACGGGAGGAUGAGGUGACAACUAUCUCGUUGGUAUAG